AUGCUGGUGAAGAAGCAUGCAGGGAAAGGAGGGGGGCGAGAGCCUGGAUCGGAGGACCCGAGUCCCUCCAGGCAGCGUUGGGCCCGCACCAUGCCCCCGUGCGCAGCUAUGGCGACCCUGCUAUCAGUGGUGGCCGUGAUCUCUUGUCUGUACCUUGGGGUGAAAACCAAUGACCUUCAGGCGAGGAUCGCCGCUCUUGAAUCCGCGAAAGGGGCCCCUUCCAUCCAUCUGCUGCCUGAUACCUUGGAUCAGCUGAAAGCCAUGGUACAAGAGAAAGUGGAGCGACUUCUGGCUCAGAAAUCCUAUGAACAUAUGGCUAAAAUAAGGACUGCAAGAGAAGCACCUUCAGAGUGCAACUGCCCAGCAGGUCCACCAGGGAAACGAGGGAAGAGGGGCCGAAGAGGAGAAUCUGGUGAGUCUGUCAUUCCUUCUAGUGUGACUCCAGCAUCUGCCCCUCUGAAUGAAUG
Molecule: messenger RNA, 467 nt
Organism: Castor canadensis (American beaver)
Lineage: Eukaryota; Metazoa; Chordata; Mammalia; Rodentia; Castoridae
Source: RefSeq, a predicted model, not a curated record